GGAGAGCAGCAUCUCCCCUCGGAUGGGGCUCUGAGCGUCUCCACCGCGCCGCGGGGCAGCCCCCCUGCCCCCCCAGUUCCAGGGCAAAAUGGCUCAGGACAUGACAGAGAAGGAGCUGCUGAAGAUGGAGCUGGAUCAGCUGAAGAAGGAGGUGAAGAACGAGAGGCAAAUGGUCUCCAAGACCGGCAAAGAGCUCAAGGAGUACAUCGAGUCCAUGGCGGGCGAGGACCCGCUGCUGAAAGGGGUCCCCGAGGACAAGAACCCCUUCAAGGAGAAGGGAGGCUGUAUAAUAAGCUGACCCCCCCCGGCCCCGCUGGCACCGCCGGGCACGGGGAUGUUCCCGUGUGCCACCCAGGACUGUCAGAAACCUGCUUUCCCCGUAGUCCGCCCUCGGCACCGAGGAGGAGCCCAGAACCACAGUGUAGUGCAGCUAAAGGACAGCAAGAGGAAAAAAAAGAAGAUAAAAAAAGAGACAAAAAACCCCCAAAAACCCCUCCCCCCUCACCCCCCCGCUGCCGCCGGGGCUGAGGUUCAGCGCUGUCCGU
This is a messenger RNA of Pipra filicauda (Wire-tailed manakin), 545 nucleotides long. RefSeq names its product G protein subunit gamma transducin 2 (gene GNGT2). The record is from RefSeq and is a predicted model, not a curated record. The transcript has 3 exons. Gene Ontology annotation, cellular component: heterotrimeric G-protein complex. NCBI's taxonomy places the organism in Eukaryota, Metazoa, Chordata, Aves, Passeriformes, Pipridae. The coding region runs from base 89 to 298 and encodes 69 amino acids. Gene Ontology annotation, biological process: G protein-coupled receptor signaling pathway. Gene Ontology annotation, molecular function: G-protein beta-subunit binding.